This is a messenger RNA of Phyllostomus discolor (pale spear-nosed bat), 3220 nucleotides long. It is a transcript of the gene POLR3E, whose product is annotated as RNA polymerase III subunit E. Lineage: Eukaryota; Metazoa; Chordata; Mammalia; Chiroptera; Phyllostomidae. Gene Ontology annotation, biological process: DNA-templated transcription. Bases 362 to 2476 code for a protein of 704 amino acids. The record is from RefSeq and is a predicted model, not a curated record. Gene Ontology annotation, cellular component: nucleus; RNA polymerase III complex. The transcript has 22 exons.
CAAUCCCGCUCCCCCCACGUGUCCGCCAGAGUUUCUCCACCAGCAACAUGGCUGCUGCCUGAACGGAGAAGUCGGGGGCCGCCACUUCUGCACACUACGGGAACCUGGGCGUUUGCCGCCGCCCGAGCGCGGCCGCCGCGCAGAGAUGUCCUACCUGGAGGGACCUGGAGGGAGGUUCUCCUGUGUAACUGAGGCAAGGCCAACAGAGCCCAACAAUGGUUGAGAAAGCCUGUGAUUGGGAAUGAUUGCAUCUUGGUUAACUCCCAGGCCACACCUGCAAGUCCCCAGUCUUUCAGUUGUCUACAGAGCCAGCUGAAGAGAAGGCUGAGUCUGAGGAUCUCACAGCUGGCUCCCCCCUAGUAUGGCCAAUGAAGAGGACGACCCAGUCAUACAGGAGAUCGAUGUCUACUUGGCCAAAAGUCUGGCAGAGAAGCUGUAUCUGUUUCAGUACCCUGUGCGUCCAGCCUCGAUGACCUAUGAUGACAUUCCACACCUCUCAGCCAAGAUCAAGCCCAAGCAGCAGAAGGUAGAGCUUGAGAUGGCCAUCGACACACUAAACCCCAACUACUGCCGCAGCAAAGGGGAGCAGAUCGCGCUGAACGUGGACGGUGCCUGCGCAGACGAGACCAGCACAUACUCCUCGAAGCUGAUGGAUAAGCAGACAUUCUCCUCCUCCCAGACCACCAGUAACACAUCCCGCUAUGCUGCUGCACUCUACAGGCAAGGUGAGCUCCACCUGACGCCUUUACAUGGCAUCCUGCAGCUGCGGCCCAGCUUCUCCUAUCUGGAUAAGGCAGAUGCCAAGCACCGAGAGAGGGAGGCAGCCAAUGAGGGGGACUCUUCGCAGGACGAGGCAGAAGAAGAUGUGAAGCAGAUCACGGUGCGGUUCUCUAGACCUGAGUCAGAGCAGGCUCGCCAGCGCCGUGUGCAGUCCUAUGAGUUCCUGCAGAAGAAGCAUGCUGAGGAGCCCUGGGUCCACCUGCACUACUACAGCCUGAGGGACAGCCGUUCUGAGCAUGAGCGCCAGUACUUGCUGUGCCAGGGCUCCAACGGGGUUGAGAACACGGAGCUUGUCAAGUCACCCAGUGACUACCUCAUGAUGUUGAUGCCACCCAGCCAGGAGGAGGAGAAAGACAAACCUGUGGCCCCUAGCAACGUCCUGUCCAUGGCCCAGCUGCGCACCCUGCCCCUGGCCGAUCAGAUCAAGAUCCUGAUGAAGAAUGUGAAGGUUAUGCCUUUUGCCAACUUGAUGAGCCUCCUGGGCCCCUCCAUCGACUCCGUGGCUGUUUUACGUGGCAUCCAGAAGGUGGCAAUGUUAGUCCAAGGAAACUGGGUGGUAAAGAGUGACAUCCUGUACCCCAAGGACUCUUCCAGUCCUCACAGUGGUGUGCCCGCCGAGGUGCUCUGCAGGGGCCGAGACUUUGUUAUGUGGAAGUUCACGCAGAGCCGGUGGGUGGUAAGGAAAGAGGUGGCAACAGUGACAAAACUUUGUGCAGAGGAUGUGAAGGAUUUUCUGGAACACAUGGCCGUGGUGAGGAUCAACAGAGGCUGGGAAUUCGUCCUGCCACCUGAUGGGGAGUUCAUCAAGAAGCACCCAGAUGUGGUCCAGCGGCAGCACAUGCUGUGGGCAGGUGUCCAGGCCAAAUUAGAAAAAGUCUAUAACCUUGUGAAUGAAACCAUGCCAAAGAAGCUGGAUGGACAAUCAGGACCUGCAGGGCUGGUCUCUGGGGACCAGCGGGUCCAAGUAGCCAAGAGCAGGGCCCAGCAGAACUCAAUGUUACUGGCACAGGAGCUGCAACAGAGGAAAGAGCAGGUCUGGGCAUCUGGAGCCCUGCCUGGUGUGCGGAUCAAGGAAGAGCCCCUGAGUGAGGAGGGAGAGGAAGAAGAGGAAGGCGAGCCCAUGGACACUGCCCCCAGUGGUGACCACCACAGCAGGCUGACCAAUGGGCUGCCUGCUGGGCGGGUUGCAGGUGGGGACAGUUUCAAUGGGCUCCCAUCCCCCGGCUGCGCUAGCACCCCGGUGGCCCAGGAGCUGCGGACCUUCGUGGAAGCCACCUUCCAGAGACAAUUUGUGCUCACACUGAGCGAGCUGAAGCGCCUCUUCAACCUGCACUUGGCUAGCCUGCCCCCAGGCCACACACUCUUCAGUGGCAUCUCAGACCGAAUGCUUCAGGACACAGUGCUGGCUGCUGGCUGCAAGCAGAUACUGGUGCCUUUUCCCCCACAGACAGCUGCUUCCCCGGAUGAGCAGAAGGUGUUUGCCCUCUGGGAAUCUGGAGACAUAAGUGAUCAGCAUCGACAGGUUUUGCUUGAAAUUUUCUCCAAAAAUUACCGAGUACGCCGGAACAUGAUCCAGUCUCGGUUGACUCAAGAGUGUGGAGAAGAUCUAAGUAAACAGGAGGUGGAUAAAGUGCUAAAGGACUGCUGUGUAAGCUAUGGUGGCAUGUGGUACCUUAAAGGGACGGUACAGUCUUGACAUUUGUCACAAACUAUUACCCCAGCGAAUCUAAGCCCCAGGAAGGACAGCAGAGCCAGUAGAGGUGGAAGUAGAGUCUCAGAUGCCUCAGAAGACACAGAGCAAGAGGUACUGACCAUCUGGUGUCCUGUGGCAUUGUACUGUCCAGCAGACAGAGGGGACCCUACUCAGCCAGUGGUAGGAUCACCUAAAAGUUGCAUCGCUCCCGGAAGAAACCAUUGGGACCUUCUUUGCAGUAUAAGUUGAAAUUCCUGAUGUAUGUUGCUUAUUAUUUGGUUUCAUUCUCAUACUAGAGUGUAUUCUGACAUGGGCAGGAUGAUGAAAAUCAUGAUUUAAUAUUUUAUUUUCCAAAUGUAAUGCCAACAAAGGUCUAAGUUAUGUUUACAAGAUGAAGAAAACCUCAAGGUUUUUAAUAUUUAAAAUGCCUAGAAGCCAAUAUUUAGUCUUUGAUUAUCUCUCUGCUAAGACUUCUGCCAAUUUCAUUAAACCAAAUUGAAUUGUUUUAUUGUUGGGUUUCUGUAACCACUUUACUUGUAAAACAACCUACUGUAUGUAGCAGUCUCAACUGUUUACAUGAACCAUAGCAAAAAAAUCAGAAUCAAAUCCAUCUAUUCUUAAUGUUUGCAGAAGGAUGCAAACAAAAUCAGGUAAGUAUGGAACAAUGUAUAAGUAAAGUUAUCACACUUUGAUGUAAAAAAUUUAUAUUUUGUGUAUUUUUAAAAUAAAUGUUAACACUAACCUAGC